Messenger RNA from Mycena citricolor, 3196 nucleotides. NCBI's taxonomy places the organism in Eukaryota, Fungi, Basidiomycota, Agaricomycetes, Agaricales, Mycenaceae. The record is from the annotation of a GenBank genome assembly.
GCUAUGGUUCCGUCCCUAUCCCGUCGUACAUUCCCCAGCGAACAUCGCUGAAAAAAAUACCGCUUUCUGUGCUCUAUCUUGCACCGCAUCCGGAUCCGCCAAGGCCUGCAUGUAUCAUAUAUCAUAUAUGCUUGCUACCCUCUCCCUGCACAUCAGUCCAAGUUGACGUUGAACAUUUUGACAGGGGCUGCUGAUUGGAUUUAGCGGCGCCCUUGUCCUCCCCACGCCUCAGGCUCCAGAAUCUGUACAGCCUUUCCGACGGACAGGGUCCACAUAAAACGACAUCCACGACGGGGAUACAUGCUUUACCUUUCCGCAUCGAGCGACAGCUCCCCACCCCCCCUCUCCUCCUCCGUUUUCUCUGAGUCACCAGCGAUGAACGUGCAGUUUUCGUUCGGCCAGAACCGGUCGUACUUCUGCAGCGCGGGGUCCGCGUACGCAUGGAGCACGAACGCGAUCCCGGCCGGCCUCACGCGCCUGCUGCUCAACCGUAACCACAUCGACGCACUCGCGGCGCCGCACGACGUUUCGUUCCCGAUGGAGGCCAACACAUUCGGCGCGUGCUGGCGGACGGCGGCGGGGCGGAAUGCGUUCGAAGCGAACUUCCUCGGGCGGCCGUAUACGCGCCUGAUGCGCUUCAUGCAGGCGACGCACCGCCGCGGCGACAAGACGACGCGCACGGUGUUCGGGCCGGGGCAGAGCUACUUCUCGAUGUCGGGUGCGGGGUACAGCUGGCAGAAGCUGCCCCUCGCGCUCGAGGACGAUCUGCUCGAUUGCAUGAAGACGCGCCGGCCGGUGGCCGUGGCGCUCGGCGUCGGGGGCGCGUACGUUGCGCUGUACAGCGACGGGACGGUGACGUUUGAUCUCAGGGGGCAUUAUCCGAUGGUGGAUCGGCUUAUCCGCGAUACGGCGGAGGCCGCGAGGAAGCGCGGCGUGAUGUAUGUUGCACUGAACCCGUUCAUCGCUGGCGAAUACUACGCGGUAUAUGGCGAUGGCUCUGCGACGUGGAACUUCCCGACCAAGUGGGGCGCGGAUGUGACCCAUGUCAGCCAGCAGAUCCAGGCUGUUCCCGUGCAAAGUACGCCAAGUGUCGUUUCCGCCGCCGGAGGAACCAGUCCUCCGCUGUCCACUGCUGGGGGAUCGAGUCCGGCUGCCCAGCUUCCCGCUGUGCCUAGUCCGGCACCGACUCCUGCGCCAGAAAUGCCGAAUCCGAUUGCACUCCCGCAUCCUUCUGUUCCUGAGCAAGUCCAGUCCGUAGCUAUGCCCCAAUCUGGGGUCGUGCCCCAGUCCGUGGUCAUGCCCCAGCCCGUGGUCAUGCCUCAGCCCGUGGCGAACCCAGCAGUCCACGCUCCUUCCGUCGGCGGGCCCGCCGGCAGCGCCCUACCUUCUCCGUCUCCUUCCAUCGGACAUCAGCGGCCGCCAUCCGUGUCGAGUGUCAACUCCCAUGCGUCGGGAUCGCCGAUGAUCCAGCCACAAUACACGGGCUCGAGUUCGGCGUCCGGCAGCCAGCAACGCCCGCCGUCUAUGCAUUCUCAUUCUGCGUCGUACUCCGCUGGAGGAUCGCCGACGAUGCAAGCGCAAGGUUAUGGACACGCUCAGCACGCUUCGAUGAGCGCUCCUUACACGACGUCGCCGCUGUCGGAGACCAGUUCUCCUGCAUUUGGACACGAGGCAUGGACGUCGCAGAACAUGGGCCAGGUGCCGCAAGUCUCCUCGACAACGGCUACGACGACGACGAGCGCAGGGUACCAGGCAUCGACGUCCCAAAAUGCUUCAGCCAGCAGCAUGAACCACGUGCAGCAGGCGGUGUCGACGUCCCAAAACAUGGUUCCGCAAACCUCGACGGCUACGACGACGACGACGAGCUCAGGGUACCAGCCAUCACCGACUGAGAAUAUUUCAGCAGCAAGCAACAUGGGCCAUGUGCAGCAGGACGCAUCGACGUCCCAGAACAUGGUGCCACAAGCUUCUUCGACGACGGCGACGAGCUCGGGGUACCAGGCAUCGACGUCGCAGAAUAUUUCGUCAAGCAAUAUGAAUUCCAUGCAGCAGACCUCGUCAAUGACGGGCUCGGGAAGUCCGGCGGUUCCAUCAUAUGGGUCGUCCAACAUCACAUCAGGUGGCACGCAGUCCGCUUCGACCGGUGUGCCGACCUCGGGGGGAACGACAUCCAGCUAUCAGGCUACAUCGCCGGCGACAGCGAGCAUCACGUACGCGGCAACAGCGGACAACGCCUACCCCGCAGAGAGCACGUUCGUGCCCCCGCCAGCGUACGCGCCGUUGCCUGCCGCCGCGGAAUACACUGUGCCACAGUUGCAGCCCCAGCGGCCGCCGCGGCCAGCGGCACAGGCGCCGCCGCCGCAGAAGCUGUCGUGGUCGAGCGGGCUCUCGCUGGGGCUCAAGGCGGCGCAGGGCCUGAACAACAUCGUCAACGCGAUGAACGGGACGCCGACUGCGAACACGCAAUAUCAGUACCAGAACCAGGCGAAUCAGUACCAGUACCAGAACCAGAACCAGGCGGCGACGACCGCGUCGACGACGGGCGCUCUGCUGGGGCUUGUGGGGAACACCCUUAACGUCGAUCCCAGUCUGAUCCAGGUGGCGAGCGGGGUCGCGACGCUCGCCAGCGCCGGCGCUUCCGCUCUGCAGGGCGGCGGGGCGGCGGGUGGGAAUGUGAACAACAAUUACGCUGUGGGCGGGAAUCAGGUCAUGCAGGAGACGAUCGUGCAGCAGCAGGACAUCGCAGUAGUCGAUUACACAGGAGGCAGCGGCGUUGUGGUGGAGGACAUCUCGACGACCACUGUGGUUCAGGAGACGGUGUAUUGAAAUGGUAACUACGCUCUCAUGCAUGUAUGUACAUAUAUAUAUAUAUCACAAUACUCUCAUACCCUGCUUGUCCACUCCCACCAUGGAGCCAUCGGGCACGAUUACUUGGAAAGUCGGCCAAGACACGGUCCAGACCGCCUACUGGGUCUACGGCGACCUCAGCAAAGCCGCGAUCCCGCUCAUCGUGCUGCACGGCGGCCCGGGCGUUCCGCACGGCUACAUCCAGCCCCUCGCGCAGCUCGCCCAGCGCGGGGCCCACAGCGCGGUGAUCAUGUACGACCAGCUCGGCUGCGGGCGCUCGACGCACCUCGCGGACAAGCCAGGCGCCUUCUGGACCGUCGAGCUGUUCAUGGACGAGCUCGAGCACGUG